GCGUGCGCUCUAUUCAUUGCAAGUUAGACGCGUGACCCCGAAGCACGUCCGAUUUUGUCUCUGUAUGUGUGACAGCGCUUCUCCUCCCUGAGUGUGUUUUGUGUGUGUGCGUGUUCGCCUGCGACCGAGGGACCGCGGGCCCCCCCCCAUACUUGCUCCUUUUUAUUUGGUUCUUUGUUUUAUUGCCCCCUUCGGUUUCGGUGGAUCCCUGUGAGCUUGGUGGUGCAACGACGUUUGUUCCGCGGUGACGUCGCAGUGGACGCUUGGUGGCUUCCUUAUUUUUGGACGUGGUUAUCUUCAAGCUGCCAAAAUUCGUGUCAAAAAUCGCAUCCCCCUUCCUACGUUUAGGAUGGAAAACGCUGAAUCGGACGUCGACGGAAGCAUGGUGAGUUUCCCGAGGUCUUCGCUACAUUUACGCCACUUUGAUGACGUCAACCUGGCUUCUAAACUGAGACAAUCGAAUCCCGAAGAAGAAGAGAUGAACGAGUCCGAUUACGGGGGCUCUGGCGAAGACGAAGAUGAGCGUCGCACACCCCUUGAGGGGGAGCUCAGCAACGACGGCGUCGACCACCACGACAUGAUGAUCUCCGUAGGAGGCCACAGACACCAAAGCUACAGACGCCCAGAAGACGGGUCCCCGUUGGCAUUGUCUCUGGGGAGCAAUGGCACCUCUCCGGCCACGAGUAACGGGGCAACAGAUCGCAUCCCACCGACAACGGCGACGGUGCCCCGACAUCCUCCUCCACCCCCGCCACCACCCGCCAUUGCCCUGGCAGGUCCCCCUUCGACGGGUAUCGGUACUCUUCCGCCUCCCCCGUACACAAUGUCGAACUCUACGCCUCCCCCACACAUGCUGCACCUUCCCCCGACGCUAACGCCCGUCAGCACGCCACAAUCGACGGCCGUAACGCCGGACCAUCACACCAAAUACCUGGGCUACGAUGACCAACACUACAGCAGCGCUGGACGACUAGGCAAGCCCACAGAAUUCAGCAGGGACUUCAAAGUGAGUCCGAGCUCGAAAUCUGCCCGGCCAGGGAGAGGGGAUACUAACGGCAGGGUUAGUAUGGACGACAUCAGCAAACUUUACGAACUAAGCGAAGAUCCAAAGAGAAAAGAAUUCCUGGACGACUUAUUUGCGUUCAUGCAGAAAAGGGGGACCCCCGUGAACAGGAUUCCCAUAAUGGCGAAGCAGGUGCUGGACCUGUACGAGUUAUACAGGCUCGUGGUGUCCCGCGGGGGACUCGUGGAAGUCAUCAACAAGAAGAUCUGGCGAGAGAUCACCAAAGGCCUAAACCUGCCGUCUUCCAUCACCUCGGCUGCCUUCACACUACGUACACAGUACAUGAAGUACCUGUAUCCCUACGAAUGUGAAAAGGAGAAGUUGAGUCAACCGGAUGAACUCCAAGCAGCCAUCGACGGCAACCGACGCGAGGGUCGCCGAUCCAGCUACUCGCACUACGCCGACAUGAUGGCGCGCACCAAUCACCACACGUCACCCAUCAGCCUGGUGUGCGGAAGGCCGCAGGCCAACGGGCACGCACCGCCCAGCCAGGGAGCGCCUUCUUCAGGUGAAGAGGACAACAGCAUAGCAUCUAUGGCACUUGGGGUCCCACAGCAGCAAGAGGCCCUCAACCUGGAGGUCCCACGUGGAGACCACAAACCCCUGGACAGCAGGAGACUUCUUGAAGACCCUCUCACUAAUGGACCCCCUCCCAAGCGAUUCCUUUCGGUCGAUGAAGAAAGGCUACUGGCACACACCGCUCAGAUGCCCACCACACACAUCAAGGUCAUAAGCAGAGGUGAUGGCCGGACACAGGUGGACAGCUCGAUGGUGGUGACGAUGGACAUCAACGGAAUUACGUACCAAGGCGUUCUCUUUGCUCAGACACAUCGGAGCCGACUUUCGUAGAUCUUUACCAAGAUCGAAAUAGGGAAAAGUGCGAGGACAGAACUGUCACAAGGACGUUCAAAAACAGAGACUGAUCUCGUGAAACAUAGGGCGACGAGCACCUGACAGGUUGAUGCAAGUUGUUUCUGUUUUCUACCAUCUGUUCUAUGCCUCCUUGUGUUAAUCUUUUCAUGCUCAGAAGUUGACGAUGCUUGUGUCUGUCAUGCUGUGUCUGUGUUCACAUCAUACCACAAAAAACCUUGCUGCUAAGGUUCUGUUGUCCGGCAGGCAGGUCUUGGCGUUUGGCGGAAAAAUAGCUGUGACGAGAUUCCACAAAAACUGUACUUUUGCCGGCUAGAAAUGUUGCUACCAGCAUAACAGCCUAGCGAAGAUAUACUAUUCAUUUUGUUAACAUGCAGGUGUUUUCAUUUUUCUAUCCAUUUUGGAGCUAAACUACAUUUUAAACCGAGCAUACUAAGUUCAUUCCGUGCAUGAAAAAAAACCGAUAAAACAUGGCACUGCGGUAACAUUGGUAUCGAGGCAUUGUACAGUUUUUUGUCUUCUGGGGCAAGUGAAGCAUGCCACACUCAGCGUUGCACAUACCACCUUUAUCAAAAUGGUCUACGUAAAUCGGUAUUGGCAUAUCGUGGUAACAUUUCGAGAACAGUUUCCUCUUUUUUCUAUUUUUUUCAUUUUUGCGUUGUUUCCAAGUUCUGUUUUGCACUGUAACAUGCCCUUAUUUUAGAGGUUUAAAUAUUGGCAGUUGAUAUCCCUGCUUGCUUGAUCUCAUUUUGUGUAAUGUCACAUUGUAUGGACCAGAGUAGCUUUUGAGCAUUUCUGUCCACCUGUUUUCCAAGCAGUGCCUUCAUCAAAUCCUGUUGCUCAUUCUCAGUGUACUGGUUAAGGCAGGUAAAAGCUUUUCAGGUCAUUUAAGACAGGAGAAAGUUAAAACUUGAAAAAAUUUAAGAAGUACAAAACACCAAUAAAACAUUUAGUUACUGUCGAUUCUGCAUAACACAUACAUGUUAGCUGGUUGCAAUUUGUAUGUUGCCUCAGGUUGCAAAACAAGAUUCUUCAGUGAGAAAUUCAGUGAAUGGAAACUAUUAUCUCAUGCAUGACUAAUGAGUUUUGCAGCUACAUACAUUUUUAUUUAUAAGCAAUUGAAUAGGAUAUGCAUAGUCCUUCUCCAGGAAUUCUGAGGGUUAACUGCUCCACAAAAUCCUAUUCAGCAUUCACGUUUUGGUUCAGGAAAUUUGUUUGCUUCAGUGAUGCAGGACAAUUCCUUUUUUUUUUUCCCAUUAGAAUGUGAAACAUCAUAAAACAGAACAUGAUACGUUACGUUGCAAUAUCAAACGUGGUGCAGUAAGGUUCAUGUAUUUGUUGCACAUAACAGUGAACUGAAUUAUAUUGGUGCUAUUGCGAGUUAAGAUAUAAAUAGUUGUUUUUAUAAUGCUUUUAUUAUCACAUAAAAGGUUCAGGAGUGCAUAUUUUAUCAUUACUUGCGUUUAUUCACAGAUAUGUCUGAAAAAUGUACAUGACUUUCCUGCAUUAGUAAUACGCUUUCACUCACUUCAUUUUUUUGACAUGGUUUGCCCUGUUCUAAAGUGCAAAAGAGAGAAAAAAAAGGAAUCUCAGGGAUCUAACCAGGUGCACAAGCCUCACACUAUACCUGUCAAACUAGGCUUGCUACCAGUCAGGUGCCAGUCUUUGUUGAAACAAAAAUACCUCCAAUGAUUGUGACAUCAUCUCUUUGUAUGUACAUUAAGAAACCUUUAUUAUUAGGCAACCUAGGUUAUAGUGUGCACAACACAGGUGAGUUUGCCUUGUGACUAGAGUUUCGCCUUUUUGGAUUUGAUCGUCUGAACAUGAAGUAAGCACAAUUAGAGCUUAAACAGUGUUUUCUCCAUGCAUUGCAUAGUACAUGACAGGAAAAGAUAUCAUCAGCUGCAUGAGUUUGGUCUCUGUUGGCUAUGACAGGAGCAGAUGUGUUGUUACUACAUCACAGACAUUGCUUUAUUGUGAUGAUUUUACGUGUUGGCAACUAUGGCUAGUGGCAGCAAGUACUCAGUGGGGAUGAGCCUUGGAAGCAACUGUAGAAAUAAAUUCAAACGAUAAACAUAUUGCUGGCAAAUAUUUCUGGGAUUUGCUUUGUACAAAUCCAACAAAGCGGAAGUCUCCUUGCAAUGUUCUAGAGAGUGAGGGACGCAGACAAGCAAAGCACCAGUGCUGUACUUGUUGAUGAGAGUGAGAGACCCUGCAGUUUUUACGAGCACUUGUUAUGAGCUGCAUUGAGUGAUAGAAUUAUCUUAUUGCAUUUGGCAAAUGUCCUCUGUUUUUAUGUUGUGUUUGAAUAUUUAAUCAGAGAUUGCCAUCUUUGUUUUCUUUUUGUUCACCUGAGCGGCCCGCACAAUCAUUCGGUGCUUGGUAUCUGCCAGAGCACCAAAGACGUCCGUCCAUUUGCAUAUCCCAGCUCCUGGAGCAUUUAAGCUGAUUAUUUUGUACAUAACUUCGAAACACAUGUUAGUACUUUUCAUUUGGUGGCCUCUCAUUUUGUGUUUUGCAUCCAUGUGAUUGACAGCCCUCCCAUGAUGUCUACCUUUGUAUUUAUUUUAGCCUCUGUCAUACACUGUGUUUUCUUUCUUUAUGGUGCAAUUUUAUGUAUGUGUUUCUGAAUAGCCACUGUGGUUUUAUAGGCAGUAUCAAAGCGUAUGUAUGCAUGCGAUGGGCAAUCUUCCUAGAACAGAUGACUCGCCUAGUCAAACCUGUGGAAUAUCUUGUAGCAAUUCUACAGAGAAUACAAAAAAAAAAUUGAUACAUUUAUCAUGUUUUAUGAUGCACACUACAUAUUUCCUCUGCAACAUUUUUCUUUUGUUCUGGGGAUGUAUAACAGUUUAAAAUUAUACUGUAAUAAGGGAGCACUCGCAAUACUUUGUGCAUUUGAUAUUUGGCUAUGUAAGCUUAUAAGGUCAACGAUAGUGUGUUGCUGCUAAGAUGACCAUAUGGGCAUUAGAGUGUAGGAUUUUAACGAUAACAUUGGUACUAUGCCUUCCGAGACUUUUGAUGCAAAUGUUUCAUCUUUUAUUUCAUGACAUUGUUCCUCCAUUGUUUUAGGAAAAGUCCAUUGUGUCUACGGUUACUGUCACUGCUAUGGUAACUUUAUUUAGCCUGUACAAAUAAAGGGCAAAUACAGCUUUAA
Molecule: messenger RNA, 5087 nt
Organism: Ornithodoros turicata
Lineage: Eukaryota; Metazoa; Arthropoda; Arachnida; Ixodida; Argasidae
Product: AT-rich interactive domain-containing protein 3C-like
Exons: 11
Coding region: 350-1912 (520 amino acids)
Biological process (GO): regulation of transcription by RNA polymerase II
Cellular component (GO): nucleus
Molecular function (GO): DNA binding
Source: RefSeq, a predicted model, not a curated record